AACACUCCAUUUCACCAACUAUAAAUACCAUGCCAAGAGUUUAGUAUUCUCACACUUCAACAUUCACAAAUCACAAGAGAUGGCUUGUAAGGUGCAGAAAAGGGUCUCACUGCGCAGAAGACUUCACAUUCUGCGAGUCCUUACCAACUCCAACAAUAAUGCCAACAGAAAUUCCAUUAACAAGAGUACUUUCCUACAAAUACACAAGCUAAAGCUUGCACUAGAAACUCUCAAAAGAGAGUAUGAAAACCUGAUAGCCACAAGAAGAGACUACAUUAGCUUGUUGAAUAAUGUCAAUGAUAACAAGGAUGUUAAAAUAGAGAAAAUAAGGGAAGGAACUUUUAUGGUAAAGGUCACAUGUGAGAAAGGAGGUGACAAGUUGGUUCCAAUUUUAGAAGCUUUUGAAGAGAUGUGUGUGAAUGUUGAGGAAGCAAGAGUUUCAUGUGAAAAUGGAUUUUCUAUGGAAGCUAUUAUUGUGGCUGAGGAUGAAAAUCUUGAUGUUAUAGAUGUUAAUGAAGCGCUUCUAAAAGCUAUUGGAAAGCAGAGUGGUGAAAAGGGUUCAGAAGAGCUUAACAACAGCAGUAAUUUGUGAAUUUUCAAGUACAAUAUUUAUAAAUGUGUAAUAAUAUUGUUGAAUGGUGACAUGAGAAUGAAUGAUAAAUAUUGUUUUGAAAGCUUGGAUUCAAUUUCACGUUUCUCAUCCUAAUUUAUGUUUGGUGUAACUUGAGAUGUAAUCAAUUGGUUUUGACAUGUUUGUGUCUUUUAGUACUAUUAA
Medicago truncatula (barrel medic) is the source of this 775-nucleotide messenger RNA. RefSeq lists its product as uncharacterized. Bases 80 to 592 code for a protein of 170 amino acids. Lineage: Eukaryota; Viridiplantae; Streptophyta; Magnoliopsida; Fabales; Fabaceae. Gene Ontology annotation, biological process: regulation of DNA-templated transcription. The transcript is spliced from 3 exons. Gene Ontology annotation, molecular function: sequence-specific DNA binding; DNA-binding transcription factor activity. Gene Ontology annotation, cellular component: nucleus. The record is from RefSeq and is a predicted model, not a curated record.